Molecule: messenger RNA, 2075 nt
Organism: Manduca sexta (tobacco hornworm)
Lineage: Eukaryota; Metazoa; Arthropoda; Insecta; Lepidoptera; Sphingidae
Product: longitudinals lacking protein, isoforms H/M/V
Biological process (GO): regulation of transcription by RNA polymerase II
Cellular component (GO): nucleus
Molecular function (GO): protein binding
Source: RefSeq, a predicted model, not a curated record
UUUUAUUAUCUAUAGCAUUGUUUUUCUUAUUGAAUUUCGCAUCAUUUCGUAUUUCAUAAUUUGUUUAUUUCUUUUAUUUCUUAAUCGCAUUAGUUUUUCUGUAUGUAGAAAAUAAAAAAAACAUGGCAAAUCAGGAGAUAAGUUUGAAAUGGAAUGGAUUUCAGAGUAAUAUAUUGACAAAUGUGAAAGAAUUAUACAAAGACGAGGGUUUAUCGGAUGUCACUCUUGUUUCCGAAGGCCAGUGUUUUAAAGCUCACAAAGUUAUUUUAUCAGCUAACAGUUCGGUGUUCAGGUCCAUAUUUCAGCAAAACCCCCACAAGGAUCCGAUUAUAGUGCUUCAUGACAUCAACACGGCUUCCCUGCGCACUCUGCUGACGUUUAUGUACAAUGGUGAGGUUAAUGUGACUGAGGAGUUUCUGCCAAUUCUUCUGAAGACUGCAGACACACUGCGGAUUUGCGGAUUAUCUACUGGAAAUGAUGCUUCUAAAGAGGAUGAGAAAAGUGUAACAGCUGCACAAGGGAAAAAGCGUAAGAAGAGUGAACAUGAAGACAACAAUAAUAAAUGUAAAAAACUGGCCAACAAAACAGAUUUGACUGCAUCAGAACCUGUAAAAACCUCGAACAUUACACCCAAAGUGGAACCUAUUGAUUCACCAUUAACCGAUUACUCUGGAGAAAACACUAAUGACACAGACAUUGCACUCCUGAAGCUGAGAAAGAAAUAUUCCGUCAGCUCGGAAAAUACAAACAAAUCAGUUUGUACUACUGCACCAAAUGACCGUAAUGUUAAGAAAUGGGUCAGCGAAGUAAGUAGUACUCAACCCUGCCUCAAUAUAAGUGAUAAGAGUAAUGGAAUAACUGUUGAUGAUGACAAGGAGAGUAUAGAGAUCGAUAAAGAAGUGGAAACGGUGCUACAAAGUGGUACUAUUGUUGAGUCGUUGAGUAUAACCACGGAGAACUUGAAUUCUGUGUCGAGUGAAGCACAAAAUUGCAAAGACAAGACAAACACAUGCUAUGCUAAUCCUUCGUUUCCGUGCCCGUUUUGCCCGCGAGUAUACAAUAGUUGGGGGUACAGACGGAGACAUGUGAAAUCAAGGCAUGUUACAAACAGGUUGUCGUGCAAGUGGUGUGUGUCAGUGCUUCCGUCUACCGGCGCGUGGUACUCCCACGCCACUCGCACGCACGGCGUCCCACACGAAGAGGCGAGGAACUCGUUAGUGGUCAUGGUUGAGGCUCAUGCAGUGUUGACUCUGAACGAACCCAGUGUCACCCAGUUACUGGGUCAAGUCAGCAUGGACGGCAGUGUCACAGAGAAAAUUAACUAGGGUAUGGUGUUUAAUAUUACAUUGGGUGUAGACUUUCUAGUUUUCUUUGAAGGAUUUGUUUGUGAUUUUCUUGUGGGUUUACAUUAUUUUGAUGAAUGAUUGCCUAUACGAAUACAAAGCUAAAAUGGUGUCAAAAAGUGAGACAGCAAUAUUUUGAUAUUAACAUAUUUUCAUUACAGAUAGUUUAGAAAUUAUAAUUUUUAAUUGAUUAAUGAUUAAUUAAUAUAAAAAGUGUGUCAAAAAAUUAUAAUUAAUUAACAUUAUUGUACACCAUUCAAUGGCAUUCAUGGAUAUGAGAAUGAGUUGGUUUUGACAGUUCUUAUACUGCACACAAACAGAAAACAUUUAUAAAUAUAUUUUAUGGGCAUAUAAAUAUUUAUUAUAAUUAAUCCGUAAUUUAGGAUUUCCAAGAUAUUAUAAAUUUCUUUCCCUUUACAAAUCUGUGUUAUUACGAAUUGAUGGUAUUGAAAUUAUUCAGGAAUUUGAUAUAUCAUAAUAUUUUUACAAGAAAUAACUAAUUUUCAUUUGAUCCGGCUGUAAAGUUUUUAUAAUUAUACAUGAAUUGUUAUUGAAAUUUUACAUCAUAACAUAAGACAGGAAAUAGCCAUAGUAUUAUAUCAAAUAGUAAUUCCGUUAUGUUUGUACAUUUAAUAGUAGUAUUUUUUGUCACAUUAACACCUGUAUUUUCAUAUAAAAUUAAGAGGACUCAGUCUUGGCUUUAUCUGACGGCCAACUGGGGAGUGAAGUGGC